Molecule: messenger RNA, 3156 nt
Organism: Penicillium soppii
Lineage: Eukaryota; Fungi; Ascomycota; Eurotiomycetes; Eurotiales; Aspergillaceae
Product: putative importin 11
Exons: 7
Coding region: 1-3156 (1051 amino acids)
Biological process (GO): protein import into nucleus
Cellular component (GO): cytosol; nuclear envelope
Molecular function (GO): small GTPase binding
Source: RefSeq, a predicted model, not a curated record
AUGGGGUUUACCAUUGAAUCGCAGGGGGAGACCGGCACACUGAGUGCGCAUGAUGUGCUCAAUACACUAGUUCUUGCAGCAAGCUCGGAUCAACAGCAGGUUCGGGCUGGUACUGUGCAGCUUCAAACCUGGGAGAAGCAGGGCAUGUACCACUCGUUUCUACAGGAUGUUUUUCUUGACCAUUCCGUCCCAGUUGAAGUCCGUUAUCUUGCAAUCAUCCAGCUGAAAAACGGCAUCGACAAAUAUUGGCGCAAAACGGCCCAACAUGCCAUCAAGCAGGAAGAGAAACACCACAUAAAGACCAGAGCUUUAGAGGCAGGAAUCGUUGAGCCUGCCCCGCUUUUGGCUCUCCAUAACUCAUUGAUGAUUGCUAAAAUUAUGCGAUUCGAGUUUCCCCAGGACUGGCCCGAUGCUAUCACAAAUAUCAUAUCAUACCUUCGAUCGUCCACCCAGCCUGGCGCGAAUCCCAUUCAACUUCCCCGCGCCCUCCUCAUUCUGUUGCAAAUCAUCAAGGAGUUGUCGACAGCUCGAAUUCAGCGAACUCGGCACAAUCUUCAGUCCGUGUCGCCCGAGAUCUUCCAGCUGUUAGGGGCAAUAUAUGUGGAGAAAAUCAACCAAUGGGGUGCGAUAUUGGAGCAAGGUGGUGCCGAUGGAGAGGAAUUGCUGCACACACUGGAACUGAGCUUGGUGUCGCUCAAAGUCCUUCGCCGUUUGAUCAUUGCGGGCUUUGAACACCCGAGUCGCAGCCAGGAGGUGCAGAGCUUCUGGGUGCUGAGCCAUUCGCAUUUCAGCAAAUUCUUGUCCUUGCUCGAUGACUCCAACAAUCUGCCCGAGCCAGUCCACAAAGCUAUCGAAAAACAUCUGCUACAGAUGUCUAAAUUGCAUGUUGAUAUGGCCAAGACUCACCCUGCGUCUUUUGCGUUGCUGCCCAAUAGUAUUCCGCUCGUCCAAUCGUAUUGGUCAUUAGUUGUCAAGCUCGGGGAGAAGUAUGGCAGCCUCGGUGCCGGCAGCGAAGACGAAAAGUCUUUGAUUGAAAAGACUGGGCUGCGAGCUUUGCUUUUGAUUCGGGCAUGCGCCAAAAUGGCUUUCAACCCCGCUCAAACUUUCAAAUACCAGACCGCGGAAGAUAAGGACGAGCGCAAACAAUCCGUGGAACUUAUUAAGUCGCAACUCUUUACACAUGACUUUGUUGUCCAUGUGAUGGAACUUCUCGUAACCCAAUUCUUCCGGUUCCGCGCAAUCGACUUUAAAGAGUGGGAAGAGGAGCCAGAGGAGUGGGAAAAGCGAGAGGAAGAAAACGCUGAUGCUUGGGAGUUCUCUAUCCGUUCUUGCUCGGAAAGGCUCUUCCUCGAUCUCGUCAUUCAUUUCAAGGAUCUUCUUAUUCCUCGAUUGCUGACCGUAUUCUAUUCUUUUGCAAACACCGACAACCACGAAGUGGCGUUGAAAGACUCGCUGUACUCCGCCAUCGGCUUAGCCGCGGCUAGCCUUGAACAGCACCUUGAUUUCAAUUCCUUCCUGGAGCAGACCAUGGUCCCCGAAGUGCAAUCGCAACAGCAGGAGUACAGACUCUUGAGAAGACGGAUUGCGCUUGUGCUGGGCCAGUGGGUACCAGUCAAGCCAGGUGAACUGAACAUGAAUGCAGUCUACCAAAUUUUCCAGCACCUGCUCAACAAGAACGAUCCUCUGAAUGACCUGGUCGUGCGCAUCACGGCAGGACGCCAGCUCCGGAACGUCCUCGAUCCGUACCUGUUUGCGCCCGAGGUCUUUUUGCCAUUUGCACCUGGCAUCCUCGGAAAUCUUAUGUCUCUUGUUCAAGAAACCGAAAGCCCCGAAACCAAAAUGGGACUCUUGGAAACAGUUCGUACCGUGGUGGUCAAGCUCGAAGACCAUAUUGCUCCUUUCUCGGACCAGAUUAUUUCCCUGCUUCCGCCGCUGUGGGAAAGCUCAGGAGAUGAACACCUGAUGAAGCAGGCCAUUCUCACUCUAUUGUCUUCCCUGAUUGGGUCGCUGAAGAAGGAGUCUGUGAGAUAUCAUUCUCUUAUUCUUCCACUCAUCCAAAGUUCGGUGGAGCCCGGCUCGGAAACCAUCGUCUAUCUUCUCGACGAGGCUUUGGAUCUCUGGCACGCGAUUGUUCAGGCUACACCCUCUCCUGCCUCGCCGGACAUCAUCUCCCUGCUGCCUUCUCUAUUCCCCAUUCUUGAGGCCGCAACAGAUAACACACCGCAGGCUCUUCAUAUCCUUGAAUCCUAUGUCUAUCUUGCGCCUCACGAUAUCCUCAGCGAUCGCUUCCGCUUCCAGCUGCUGACGAUUUUGGAAACUCUUCUCAAGUCCACAACCAAGCAACGCCUUGGUGUAAUCCCUCGCGUUGUCGAGCUAAUCAUCCGUGGCGCUGGGACUGUUGAUGGUGGCAGUGAAGAAACUUAUCGUAUCGUCUGUCAAACCCUGGUAGAAAGCUCAUUCCUUGCGUCCCUACUCGAGGGACUCUAUUCGGCUCAUGAAGCUAGUCAAACUUCCGGGCCAAACAGAAAAACCUCAGCUGUGGUCGGUGUCGUUGAAACCGACUACUUCUCCGUUCUCGCACGUCUUGCGAUGGCAACUCCUACCAUCUUUGCUUCGUCGGUUGCCGCCGCGACCAAUUCAUCGGCAGAACAGUCUCUCACAUGGAUUCUUACUGAAUGGUUCUCCCACUAUGACAACAUUGGCAGCGUCAGCCAAAAGAAACUCCACGCGCUCGCCCUUACCCAACUUCUGGCGCUGCAAGACGAGCCCCUCGAACCUUCUCUCCCCCCACCACCCCCCGCAUACAUUCUUUCCCACCUGCAAUCUUAUCUCAGCAUGUGGACCGACCUCAUCACCGAGCUAGCAGACGGCGGUGUCGACGGCAAUUCCGACUACCUCGUCUGCUGGAACGCACCGGCCGGUUCCGAAUUUGCCCAGCCAGAAAUCAAUCAGGAAGCCGAUUCGCCUGAAACCAUUCGUCGCAGCGAGUGGCAGUCUGGAGACGUUAUUCAUCGCUUUGUGAUCAGCGACUUCGUUCGCCACCGCAUGCAGGAGGUUAUCUCUGGCUGCGGUGGAGCUCAGCGGUUCCAGGAUGAGUGGUUGGUCAAUAUUGAUGCGGAGGUGGUUUCUGCAUUUGGAGCUCUUGGACUGCUCUAA